GCUAUAAGCCAUGUUGGGCAUCCGUGGCAUCUGUCGCGACCCAUAUGCAUAAGACUGCCGAGCAGCUGAACAUAGGUAUCUAGCGGGCCUGGUGCUACUUGCAAUCCUUCCCCCCCUUUUUUCCCCUUCCCCCCAUUGUUAUCAUUCAGCGACCCCGGCGGUCUUUCUUCUGUUCGAUUUCUCCUGCAGGCGGCUUUUUAUAAACGUUCCAUUGGAGUCAUGCUUCGGUUCAUCACUUUCCUUUCGGCCGUUUCACUCUUUUCGUUUGCAGCGCCUGUCCCUACACCCUUGUUUGGAAUCCACUUUGGUGCAGGAACGAGUUCCGAUGCAAAGCCUACCACACUCUCUCAGGCUACUAUCAGCUCACAACUUCUUCGUCCUGCACUGUUCUCUCGUGUGGCCUACUGUAGUGCACCCAGUGUUACGGCUCUGAACUGUGGUGCACCUUGCGAUGCUGUAAAGGGCAUCAGCGUAGUCACUGCAGGUGGUGAUGAUGGAGAAAUCCCCGGGUUCUUUAUUGCGACCGACCCUUCAACCCAGAGUGUCGUAGUCGCUCAUCAAGGGACGGAGCCUGACAAUAUUCUUUCAAUCGCAAAUGAUGUCCAGUUCGCCCAAGUGAAGAUGAAUUCGACACUAUUUCCCUCAGCUGCCGAGGGAGUACUUGUGCAUGAUGGUUUUCAUAAAACACAGGGGAGAACCGCCGAUAUCGUCCUCUCGGCUGUUAAGAAUAGCUUGAACAGCACUGGCUUCAAGCGGGUUUUGGUCACGGGUCAUUCAUUGGGUGCUGCUGUUGCCACCCUUGACGGUGUCAUGCUGAGGAUGAACCUACCAUCCGACGUCACAGUUGACGCCGUUGGGUUCGGGCUUCCGAGGGUUGGAAACCAAGAGUUUGCAGACAUGGUUGAUCAGUUGUUUCCUACGUUUACUCAUGUUACAAACCAGAAAGACCCAGUUCCGAUUGUACCCCCACGUUUCCUGUCCUACCAACACGCAUCAGGCGAAGUGCACAUCACAGCAGUAGAUGAUAAGUCAGGCGAAGCGACUAUACUCGAAUGUCCGGGGCAGGAGAAUGAGAGUUGUUCGGAUACGACUAGCCCAUUGCACGCGGAUAUUCCAAACCAUCUGGGACCAUACUUUAACGGUAUCUCCUUCGGCGGAGAUGCUUGCCCUGCUUGAGGCAAUCUCGACAUCAAAUUGUUCCAUGGGCGAGUUGAAAGCAUGACUGAACUUAUUUUUUAAUUUUUAUUUAGCGGUUUUAUGGGCCAGUACUCGCUUCUUGUUCAACACGAUAUAUUUGUCCAUCACAGCACUGCAGGGUAGCCUGAUCUGUGAUCACCAUCUACUUACACGCACGGAACUGUCAUGAUAUUCCGUCUCGAUGGUACACAGUGUCUUCU
This is a messenger RNA of Somion occarium, 1397 nucleotides long. Lineage: Eukaryota; Fungi; Basidiomycota; Agaricomycetes; Polyporales; Cerrenaceae. The record is from the annotation of a GenBank genome assembly.